Molecule: messenger RNA, 722 nt
Organism: Triticum aestivum (bread wheat)
Lineage: Eukaryota; Viridiplantae; Streptophyta; Magnoliopsida; Poales; Poaceae
Product: katanin p80 WD40 repeat-containing subunit B1 homolog KTN80.3
Exons: 6
Coding region: 39-722 (227 amino acids)
Biological process (GO): microtubule depolymerization
Cellular component (GO): katanin complex
Molecular function (GO): microtubule binding
Source: RefSeq, a predicted model, not a curated record
AUGCUAAACCAAGGAAAUCAACCAUUGUGAAAGUUGAUAUGGACAAAGUUGAUGUGGGAAGCAAAGAUACUGAAAGUGAUGACCUUACUUGUCAAAUAUUUCUUCCUCGGAGGAAUGGUGCUGUUCAAAUAGUGAUUCCCGAAGAAACUCGUGAAGAUGUAAAACAUGGUUCAGUUUACAGGUCAGGAUUUUCAGGUUCAGCAGAAUCAAAUACGAGCCACCGGAAUGAUAAUUAUGUUCCUAGAAUGUGUAAGCCAAGAGAUAACUGCUACAUUGAAGUUUCAAGAGCAGGAAGAACAAGAUCAAUUGUUUCUAAUUGGGAAGGCAGGGAUCAGUCCCCAAGUCAUGAAGAACCAACAACAAGCAAUUCAGCGUUGGGGGCUCCUAGAGGCCGAAUAUAUUCAUCUAGAGGAAGCACUCAAGCAGCUGAAACUAAUAUCGUAACUAGCGAGAAAGAUGUUUUAUCUGUUCUAAUCGAAGAGCAUGAUCUAUUUUUGAGUUCAACACGGUCACGCCUGACAAAAUUGCAGAUUCUGCACCAAAUGUGGCAAAGAAAUGACAUCAGGGGUGUUUUCUCAACGCUCGAGAAGAUGUCUGGUCAUGUUGUAUGUGCUGAUAUGGCAAGUGUUAUGAUGGAGAAAAGCAAAGCCAUCGCACUAGAUUUAUGUACCACUAUCCUGCCUGUCCUUGCUGACCUUCUGGAGAGUAAAACUGACAGGUAG